This is a messenger RNA of Botrytis cinerea B05.10, 1738 nucleotides long. RefSeq lists its product as hypothetical. The transcript has 3 exons. Bases 148 to 1455 code for a protein of 435 amino acids. NCBI's taxonomy places the organism in Eukaryota, Fungi, Ascomycota, Leotiomycetes, Helotiales, Sclerotiniaceae. Gene Ontology annotation, molecular function: protein binding. The record is from RefSeq and is a predicted model, not a curated record.
GGAAACCCCAAUCAAACCACAACCACAACCUCGAAGAAAAGGUUCAUCAAAAUCUCUUCCAACUAAGAUAAAUUGAGUUCUGAUAUUGAGUAGAUUCCAAUGGUCUAGUGCAAGUACAAAAAACAUAUCAAGUUUCUACAAACCAUUAUGGACCUUCCAAAAACAACAAAUCAACCCUUGGCCGAGAAUCAAUCCUCCUCCGAGUCACUAUUUAUGAAUACCAUAACCAAGCAAGCACACCCGCUUUUUAUCUCCCAGUUAUACACUACUGGAAAAUACACAGACCUUGUUGUCAAAUGUCAAGGCAAAGAGUUCAAAGUUCAUCGAGCAAUCGUUUGUUCUCAAUCAAAGCCUCUUGCUGCAGCUCUAGAUAAUGGAUUCAAGGAAGCUACUGAUGGUGUAUUCGAUUUCGAGGAUGACGAACCAGAGAUUGUGGAGUACAUGAUCAAAUUUCUUUACGAUGGUAUCUACUCGGUAUCCAAACGGCAGAAACAUCCUGAUACUGCGACAUGGGGAGGAAGCGCAAAUUAUGUCAUGCCAGAUGGAACAUCUCGCACUGGAGAUUCAGCAUCGGAACCCGACCCAUCAUUUUACUUUACUUCGCCAGCCUUCCGCGCUCCAGCAAAUAGUUCUACAAGUGGACUUGGCCAACUCUUUGGAUCAGCUAGCCCGGCUGCGCGAAAUUUGUUUCCAAGCUCAAAUGGCGCCUCCAUUUUUGGACCUCCACAAGCACCAAGAGAUAGUGGACGCCACAUGUUCAGCUAUGUACCCCAACCUGAUAAAAAACCAUCACUAUUCAGCCUUUAUCGCGACGUCGCUUCUCAUGCUACAGCUGCACCCACACCUGAAAACUUGUUUGGCUCGAUUUCUCCAACUCAUACUUAUGCAACCACUCCUAGGCCAACACAAAACUUGUUUAAUCCCAUUGUUCCUGCCAAUACCCCUACAGCUUCGACAGUAUUCUCAACACAAAAUUUGCUCUGUGGAUUCACAGGAAAUGCCUCGGGCAACAUUAUUGAGACAGCAAAAACUCCUAUCCAAUUAUCAAAAGGCAAAUUCAACUGGUCAGGUUCUGCUAGUCUCAUUGGCGGGGGCGCAACUUUCAAUAAAUCUUCCGAAGAAAUCGAGCUUCAGGCAGAGGAUAUGGUCAAGCAUGCAAAAGUCUAUAUCAUUGCAGAGAAAUUUGAUAUCCAACCAUUAAAGACACUUGCUCGUCAAAAAUACUCUUCUGUCGCAAAUAAUUACUGGAAUUCUUGUUGCUUUGUUCAAAGUAUAGAACUUAUUUUCGAUGGCACGCCUGAUAUCUCUGAAGGCGAUAGUCUUCGAAAGGCUGUUCUGGAAGUUGCUAGUAGGUAUAUGAAACAACUUCUAGUGAGAGAAGAUUUCGCUCAAAUGUGCCAGGAGAGAGGUGAUAUCGGUUUCUCAAUUCUUCAGUGGUCUUCGUGGUCGAUGUAAAAAUUCCAAGGGAUGCUAUAUGGAAUGAUUUUAUGAUACUGUAGGCUGAUGAAGCUUUAAGUGGGAGAAUGUUCUGGCAAUUAUGAAAGAUACGACUUUAUUUUGAGUUUUCUAAUGAUAGUAAUGACCCAUGCGAAUGAGCUAUACAGCUUAUGGAAUGUAGGACAGCCUACAGGUUUUCAAUGUACAAUAAAGGGUGUGUACACUCACGAGAAGAGUUUAGAAGUUGAAUACAAAAAAGAAUUCUCCAAUACAGACCCAUAUUUAUCUUAAAGAUUGAUCA